This is a messenger RNA of Bufo bufo (common toad), 854 nucleotides long. RefSeq lists its product as uncharacterized. The coding region runs from base 32 to 685 and encodes 217 amino acids. The record is from RefSeq and is a predicted model, not a curated record. The transcript is spliced from 2 exons. NCBI's taxonomy places the organism in Eukaryota, Metazoa, Chordata, Amphibia, Anura, Bufonidae.
UUUCUGGUCUUUUUGUCUCUCCAGGGAGGUCAUGGUUCAAGCGGAAUAUCUCCCGGGGCUCCACAACAGUCGGGCGGAUUGGGGCUCUCGCUACCUUACGGACAGCAGCGAUUGGAUGCUAGCUCCAGAGAUUUUUUCCGAGUUAUCCAGGAAUUGGGGUCCUUUUGCUAUAGACCUAUUUGCCUCACGUCUCAACACCCAACUUCCGCGAUUUUUCAGCUGGCGCCCGGAUCCGGCGGCAGAGGCAGUGGACGCGUUCCUUCAACCCUGGUCCGGUCCGCUGAUGUAUGCAUUCCCGCCAUUUGCUAUGAUCCCAAGGAUGAUGUUACAUGUUCGUCGUCAGCUGGCCGAAUUGGUGGUGGUGGUCCCUUUCUGGGGGACUCAGGCUUGGUUUCCGUCGCUACUGGGUCUCCUGAUAGAUGUGCCUUUUCUUCUCCCGAUUCGGAUGGAUCUCCUCCAGGACCCUCGAGGAUUGCACCACCCGCUCCCGUCGGACGGAUCCCUACGACUGAUAGCUUGCCGGAUCUCAGGACGCCUGGAGAAGUCGGCGAUAUUUCGGAGACAACUAGACGACUUUUGGACAACGCAUGGGCUCCCAGCACCAGAAAAUCUUAUCGGGCAGCCUGGCGAUCUUGGUCUGGUUGGUGCGUGGAACGAGACUUGGAUCCCGUUUCGGCCCCUGUGACCCAUCUUUUAGACUUUCUUACCUCCCUUUUCGAAGCGGGUAAGGCUUAUCGGACAAAUAAUUUGUUCAGGUCCGCUAUUUCAUCUACGCAUCAGGGUUUUGAUGGUGUCCCUGCGGGACAGCACCCUUCCGUAUGUCGUUUGCUUUGCGGUUCCCGCAUGUCUCGUCC